CUUCUUUCAUCCGUUCGGAUCUCGGGCUAUCUUUAAUCCACGUUGCCCGCGCUAGUCCUCAGAUGGUCAUAUUAGACGACACGUGACCACACAACGAUUUUAACCGUCAACCGAGUUCCACCCACACAGAAUUUCUUCCAUCUUGCAAGGUUAAGGAAGACAACUUGUCGAGGUGAGUUGGACGCCCCAACACCCAUGCGCUUCAGCACUAGAGAUGUCGAAAGAAAAUGCCACCAUUAUGCGCUCACUUCGGCCGACGUUCUCUUUUGCUCGCGCGCACUGAAAUUUCAAAUUCCAGCUGCUAACCUCCCACCGCCAGGCCUUCAUCAAGAUGCAGAUCUUCGUCAAGACCCUUACGGGUAAGACUAUCACCCUUGAGGUGGAGUCCUCGGACACCAUCGACAACGUCAAGUCCAAGAUCCAGGAUAAGGAGGGUAUCCCCCCUGACCAGCAGCGCCUGAUCUUCGCUGGCAAGCAGCUCGAGGAUGGCCGCACUCUUUCGGACUACAACAUCCAGAAGGAGUCCACCCUUCACCUCGUGCUCCGCCUGCGUGGUGGUGGCAAGAAGCGCAAGAAGAAGGUCUACACCACCCCUAAGAAGAUCAAGCACAAGCACAAGAAGACCAAGUUGGCCAUCCUGAAGUACUACAAGGUUGACGGCGAUGGCAAGAUUGAGCGUCUGCGCCGCGAGUGCCCCUCCCCCGAGUGCGGUGCCGGUAUCUUCAUGGCUGCCAUGCACAACCGUCAGUACUGCGGCAAGUGCCACCUCACCUACGUCUUCGACGAGUCCAAGUAAAUGGACCCCGUCUAACCGGGAGGUUUCUGUUAUCGAGUUCGGGCAUGGGUUAUUCUAGGCAUGAUACGAGUUAUGGAAAUCUCACGAUAGAUGAUACGGUUGAAGGGCACCUACCUUAGGAACCUUGACUACUGUGAAUACAAAAAAAACUCACACCAAAACCUGGCUUCUGC
Molecule: messenger RNA, 969 nt
Organism: Penicillium brasilianum
Lineage: Eukaryota; Fungi; Ascomycota; Eurotiomycetes; Eurotiales; Aspergillaceae
Source: the annotation of a GenBank genome assembly